Molecule: messenger RNA, 1053 nt
Organism: Truncatella angustata
Lineage: Eukaryota; Fungi; Ascomycota; Sordariomycetes; Amphisphaeriales; Sporocadaceae
Product: BIG/ATPase V1 complex, subunit S1
Exons: 3
Coding region: 93-914 (273 amino acids)
Biological process (GO): fungal-type cell wall biogenesis; (1->6)-beta-D-glucan biosynthetic process
Cellular component (GO): endoplasmic reticulum membrane
Source: RefSeq, a predicted model, not a curated record
AUGCAAUCCACACAUGGAUGUCGUCAAGCUCUCGCUUCAUUUCCAACGUCCAUUCAAAGAUAGAGGCGUAACAUCCUGAAAGCAACUCCACGAUGCGUCUUUCCACAGCGGCGACCGUCGCUGCUUGCUGCGCCACGGCGCAUGCAUUCACGAACACCUCGCCUUUUGUUCUUUUUUCAACCGAGAGGCUGGACAGCCCUCUAUCAGAUGAGCUGCACGCCAACAGCUCCGUACUCAAGGCCGCCGGCGACUUCCUGUCGUCCUGUCCGACGCAGCGCUACCUGCUCGUGUCGCAGCCAAACCUCAACAUCCAACACCUGGGCUCGAGCAGUGCGGCCCCCAAGCUGCAGGCCGCGCUCUCAUCGAGAAAGGUCCAGGGCCGCAUGACCAUCUCGGAGAUGAGCGGCGUUGCCGAUAUCCAGAAGCUCGAGUCCGCCAUCAGGGAGAGCUGUCAGGCUGCCGGCAAGACACCAUCGGUCGAUACCCUGAACCUGGAGCCGAUCCCCGCGGGCGGCCGAUUCCAGGAUAUCGUUGAGAGUCUGAGGGAAAGUGAUGAGGAUCUCGGGUUGGUUCUGCAACAGUACGAUGCCGCGGGAGACUUUACCGUCAUCUACACGGCUGGCGCUCACACGGAGAAGGCGCACGAGGAGUAUGAGGCCGAGUUCAAGGAUACGACGCACCAGGAACUGAAGAGACGGAACGGAAACGUGCAAAGGCAGAAACAAGAGAGAGACACGAGGCCGUUGUUUGAGAAGUACCAGUUCUUCACACCUGGUAUCUUCAUGGUUCUUGUAGCUUUGCUGCUUCUGUUCUCAAUCCUGGGAGUAGGAAUUGCUGCUCUUGGCAGUCUCCAAGUCCCGUAUGGUGCCUUUGACAAGGAGAUGGGCCCGGCUGCUCAGAAGAAGCAACAAUAAGCGCUUUACAAGACGGCUACUGGCACUUAACAAAUCAACCGAAACUAGGAGCAGGCUGUACUGUCUACUCGCUCGAGAGCGUCGUGUGUCUUUGAUAAGUCCAUGUGUAUCGAUUUAUCUAGUAGAAGCCCUGGAAUUG